Sabethes cyaneus is the source of this 1464-nucleotide messenger RNA. RefSeq names its product CCA tRNA nucleotidyltransferase 1, mitochondrial. Gene Ontology annotation, molecular function: RNA binding; nucleotidyltransferase activity. The coding region runs from base 21 to 1445 and encodes 474 amino acids. Lineage: Eukaryota; Metazoa; Arthropoda; Insecta; Diptera; Culicidae. The record is from RefSeq and is a predicted model, not a curated record. Gene Ontology annotation, biological process: RNA processing. The transcript is spliced from 6 exons.
AACAAUAAAUUGAGCAAGGCAUGCUGCAACAGAGACUGUCCAAUCUAACUGGUUUGCUGCCGACGUUGGUUAAACAAUUUCGCCCGCAAGUUUGUUUUUGCUGGAAGGCGAAUUUCGAAAAGAAGUGGGAACAUUUGAUUACUAAACGUACAAUGGAAGCCGCUGCUAUAGCAAGACCGAACCCGGUUGUAAUGAAGAUAGAUUCACCGGAAUUCCGGUCAAUUUUUACGAAAGAGUUGCAAGAUCUAAUUGACUUGUUCGCAAAGUACAAUCACGAAAUUCGGGUGGCUGGUGGUGCAGUCAGAGAUAUUCUAAUGGGGAAAUGCCCGAAAGAUGUAGAUAUAGCUACGACGGCAACGCCAGCCGAAAUGAAAGAUAUUUUUACAAAAGAAAAUAUUCGUAUGAUCAAUAUGAAUGGAGAAAAGCAUGGCACUAUAACACCCAGAAUUAAUGACAAGGAAAAUUUCGAGAUCACUACAUUGAGGAUAGACGUUGUUACAGACGGCAGACACGCCGAAAUUGUUCACACAAAGGAUUGGCUGUUAGAUGCUAAUAGACGUGAUUUAACUAUUAACUCAAUGUUUCUUGGUUUCGAUGGAAAAUUAUAUGAUUACUUCUAUGGGUAUGAAGAUCUUCAGAAACGAAGAGUUGUAUUCGUUGGAGAUCCAGACCUUCGUAUAAAGGAAGAUUAUCUUCGCAUACUACGGUAUUUUCGAUUUUACGGAAGAAUAGCCGAAAAAGAGGAUAAUCACGAUGCAGAAACGCUUCGAGUGAUAGCAAAAAAUAGCUCGGGGUUGAGCAAAAUUAGCGGAGAACGAAUUUGGCAAGAAUGGAAAAAAAUCAUUUGUGGAAAUUUCGGUUGUGAGUUAACUGCACAAAUGAUAAGUUGUGGCCUUGCUUCACACAUAGGUUUGCCGAAGGAACCUAGAGUAGAUGACUUUAAAAAGGUAUUUUCAAAUGUAACAUCAGUGAGGGUAGAUGAUAUUCAGCCAAUUACAAUUCUUUCCGCUUUGCUGAAUAAUUCCGAGGAUGCGAUUACUUUCAAUUUACGACUAAAGCUCACCGCUUUUGAAAGAGAAUUGGCAUACUUUUUAGUGCAAAACCGAGCAGAGUUCGAAGCUGUCGAUCAACUUUUGCCGUUCCAGCAGUUAUCUUUGCACACAAUCGGAAACGCUAAGCUUAAAAAAGAAUAUGUUUUGGAAUUACUGCGCUACUAUGGUAAAGCUCAUUUAUACAAUCAACUAAAAGAAUGGGAAGUGCCACGAUUUCCAGUCAAAGGAAACACUCUAAUCGAACAGGGUGCUCCCAAAGGACAAAAAUUGGGCCUCGUGAUGAACGAGCUAAGAAUGAUUUGGUCUGCAAAUCAAUUUAGUAUGUCCGAGAAAGAGCUUUUGGAACAUUUGCCUGACGUGUUGAGUAAAUUGGGACUCAAAGGCAAUAAUUAGUGUCUCGAUAAAUGUAUUU